CUCGGCUCAAAAUCAAAGCUCAGCAUCACAGAGACGGUUUCAAUUUCCAGCAGGAACACACACACGACUGGAAGCUGCUCUAACACACACACACACGCCUGCAAACAUGAUGCGAUUUGCUUUUCUCCUUCUUGUCAUCUCCACAGACGGGGUUACCUCGAAGAAAGUGUGCAGUUACCUGGACGUCCUGGACUACCUGAACCUGACUAAAGAUACCAGUGCGUUCAAACUGACCCGACCUGUUCUGGACUACACAGACCCGACCAGGGUGGAGCUGGACAUCUUCCUGUACGCCAUCCUGGCUCUGGUUGAGAAAACACAAACUUUUAUUCCUUUCAUCUGGGCUUCAAUGAAAUGGAAACAUGAAGGCAUAUCCUGGGACCCCGCUGAGUUUUGUGGAAUCACUCAGAUUGCGAUUCCCAGAGACAUGCUGUGGAGACCUGACCUCUUCAUCUUUGAGAUGACACAGAAGGACGACUCCCCUCUGAAUCUUUACAUUCUCGUGUCCUCUGAUGGAACGGUGUAUUCUGAAGAGGACAUGAAGGUGGUCAGCACCUGUAAGAUGGACGUCCACAAGUUCCCUUUCGACACACAGAGAUGUAACAUCUCUGUCGCAUCUGCGAUACACCAUGUUGACGAGAUGCGCCUCCUUCCUUGCUCCAACUCGUCUCGAGCCACACAGUUUUCCCGAGAGGUGUUGAAGACGCAGGGAGAGUGGGAGUUUAUGCAACUAUCCGUCAGCAGCUUCAAUAUAACCUACAACAACCGGCAGUGGGAAAAUCUUGUAUACACAUUCACCAUGAGGAGGAGACCCCUCCUGCACGUCAUCAACUUCCUGUUACCCGUCCUGUUCUUCCUGUGUCUGGACCUCGCCUCCUUCUUCAUCGCUGACCAUCGAGGAGAGAAGUUGGGCUUCAAAGUCACCGUGCUGUUGGCCAUCUCUGUGCUGCUGCUCAUCCUGAACGACAUCCUGCCCUCCAUGUCCAACAAGACCCCGCUCAUAGCAACAUACUGCAUUGUGAUCUUUGCGAUGAUGCUGCUCAGUCUGCUAGAGACCAUUUUGGUGACGCAUCUUAUGGAGAAAGACUCGGUAGCACAGGAGAAGGUCGGGCCGGCGGACGACUGGCAGCACAAAAAGGAAAAGAUGAAAACCCAGGACGGCACCACAGAGGAUAAAAAACAGACCUCCUGUGUCUGCAUCUGUCAAGUGUCUGCUGCGGAGAAACAGCAUGAACUGCUGCCGAUGGCUGAAGAGGACAACAGCCGCAUUCAGUCAGGAGACUCCCAGGUGUUGCUGUUGAUCCUGGAGGAGCUGAAGGAGCUGCAGAAAACUGUUGAUCUGCGCCUAAGCUGCAGACUGGAGGGAGGGAAGUCCAGCCUCUGGGCCGCAAGAAUUAACAAAGCUUUCUUAAUUUUCUACGUCACCACUGUGUCACUGUUUCUACCCCUCAUCUUCAUCGCAUGGCACACUUAAACAUUCGAAGUUAAUGUUUUAAAUACCUCUGUUUUUGAAUCGUUAUUCAGUGUGCCAACAUGUGUUUUGAGAGAGUUCUCUGUGUCAUUAGUCCUCAAUGUCACACUUGGCAUCAAGAUUCUGCAUUUCCUGUUUAUCAUUUAGAAUCUGUUGAUGUGUUUUAGGUGAAUAACGAUUUUGUAAAUAUGUGGUGCAGACAUUUUUCUGUUGACAGAAGCUUUUUUUUUUGCCAUGACAUGCACUUCACUGCAGAGGCCAUUUAAGAUGCCCUUCCUUUGAAUAUUGCUGUAAGAAAGAAACGUGUAAUC
Messenger RNA from Labrus bergylta (ballan wrasse), 1782 nucleotides. Its product is annotated as 5-hydroxytryptamine receptor 3C-like. Gene Ontology annotation, molecular function: transmembrane signaling receptor activity; acetylcholine-gated monoatomic cation-selective channel activity. The record is from RefSeq and is a predicted model, not a curated record. Gene Ontology annotation, cellular component: synapse; neuron projection; plasma membrane. NCBI's taxonomy places the organism in Eukaryota, Metazoa, Chordata, Actinopteri, Labriformes, Labridae. Gene Ontology annotation, biological process: chemical synaptic transmission; signal transduction; regulation of membrane potential.